AUGCAGAUUCAGAAUUGCUACAGGAUCAAAGGAGAUUACUUGACUAACACAGAAACCCCUUCAAUGGGACUGAAAGACUUCCGCCCUAGACAGGCUCAGAGCAUUGGGUAUCUGGGGGAUACUGUUGAAGCAGAAGCAGCGGCAGCAGCAGCGUCGGCCGCCUAUAAAAUUGUAGUAGCAGAAAACAAAUCGUUUGUGGCGGCUGAAGCUGUCAAAGAGGCAGAAAAGGUCUUGGGAUGGCCAAAGACACUUUUAAUUUCCGUUUUCCACAUUUACUGGUUCAAAUGGAGAAGUUCUCCUGAUGGCAUAACAUCUGGGCUUGUAUCACUGGAUUCCACCAGCAAGUAUACUCCAUGUGGUUUCCCAUCCAUUAUUAGCUAA
Messenger RNA from Fraxinus pennsylvanica, 381 nucleotides. The record is from the annotation of a GenBank genome assembly. NCBI's taxonomy places the organism in Eukaryota, Viridiplantae, Streptophyta, Magnoliopsida, Lamiales, Oleaceae.